AUGCGACGUCAAGGACCAGCUGUAAGAGUGCCUGUUGAUCCUGAGAUAGAGAAGACUUGCCGGCAGAACAGAAGAAACAAAAGGUUGGAAAGAGUUGUACACAGGAUUGAGCAAGAGGAAGUUAUGGCCAACUACGGUAAUAAUGGGGGUGCCAUAGAAGACCCAGCUAAUGGUCAGAAUCCACUCGACCGUAGCCUGAGGGACUAUGUGUUGCCAACAAUGACAGGGGUCCAGUCUUGUAUAAGACCACCCACCGUAGAUGCAAACAAUUUUGAAAUAAAGCCAGCCAUACUUCAAAUGGUUCAAUCCACAGUCCAGUUUGGGGGACUACCCACUGAAGACCCAAACAUGCAUCUCUCUAACUUCAUGGAGCUCUGUCAGACAUUUAAGAUGAACGGAGUUAGUGAUGAUGCUAUCAGACUUAGAUUGUUCCCAUUUUCUCUGAGGGAGCGAGCUAAGAGUUGGUUGGUAUCCUUGCCACCUAACUCAAUCAAUACAUGGAAUGAUCUAGCACUGAAGUUCCUCUCUAAGUUUUUCCCUCCAGCUAAAGCAGCUAAGUUGAGAGGAGAGAUCAAUAAUUUUUCUCAGUUGGAUAAUGAGUCUCUUUAUGAAGCUUGGGAGAGAUUCAAAGAAUUGAUAAGAAAGUGCCCGCAUCACGGAAUAGAGAAAUGGAUGCUAGUCCAUAAUUUUUAUAAUGGGUUGUGUGGUACUACUCGCACACUCAUUGAUGCAGCAGCUGGUGGUGCGUCUAUGAGAAAAAGCGCCAAUGAGGCAUAUGACUUGUUGGAAGAAAUGACCAUGAAUAAUCAGCAGUGGCCAAGUGAAAGAAGUUCUUCAAGGAAAGUGGCCGGUAUGUAUGAAGUGGAUGCAAUUUCGAAAUUGACUGCUCAAGUUGAGGCCUUGACUAAGCAAUUGCAAGGCUCAUGCUAUUGGGAAUUUCCUCGACAAAGCAACAACAACCCUUACUCCAAUUCCUUUAAUCAAGGGUGGAGGAAUCAUCCCAACUUCUCUUGGAAGAAUGAUCAGCAAGGCCAAUCUUCAAGCCAGCAGCAGUCAUUCCAACAACUGCCACAGGGGUUCUUUCAGCCAAGAUUUAGACAGCAGCAACAACCCCAACCGACCACUCAUCAUCAGCAGCAACAAAAUUCUGGUGGAAAUUCUAAUGCUCAGUCAGAUGUGUUAAACCAAUUCAUGGCUGAAACUCGGUCUUCUAUUAGAAAUUUGGAGACCCAAAUGGGACAAUUGGCUACUCUCAUGGCUAAUCGUGCCCAAGGUAACUUGCCUAGCACCACUGAAGUCAAUCCGAAAGAGAAUUGCAAGGCAAUCACGUUGAGAAAUGGGAAGAAUUAUGAGGGACCAAGUGAGAAGCAGCCAGUUGAAGAAGUGGGUCAGGAUCAAGAGGCAUAG
This is a messenger RNA of Humulus lupulus (European hop), 1407 nucleotides long. RefSeq lists its product as uncharacterized. The coding region runs from base 1 to 1407 and encodes 468 amino acids. The transcript is spliced from 2 exons. NCBI's taxonomy places the organism in Eukaryota, Viridiplantae, Streptophyta, Magnoliopsida, Rosales, Cannabaceae. The record is from RefSeq and is a predicted model, not a curated record.